This is a messenger RNA of Capsella rubella, 1717 nucleotides long. RefSeq names its product F-box protein At1g30200. The record is from RefSeq and is a predicted model, not a curated record. The transcript is spliced from 2 exons. Bases 105 to 1274 code for a protein of 389 amino acids. Lineage: Eukaryota; Viridiplantae; Streptophyta; Magnoliopsida; Brassicales; Brassicaceae. Gene Ontology annotation, molecular function: protein binding.
CAUCUUCUUCAAUUCAAUUCAAUCUCCCCUUCAUCAAUGGCGUCUUCUCCCUCUCUCUUCUCCUCCUCCUCAGAUCUCACACUCUGAAAAUAAUCUCCUCAAACAUGUCUUAUCUUCUUCGCUCCGAUCCAGUUUCACGAAUCCACCCAGAGCCUCAAUCUCUAACCUCUUUCGAUCAUUUCGAUCUUCUCCCUGACUCUCUUCUCCUUCUCAUCUUCGAUAAGGUCGCCGACGUCAAAGAUCUCGGCCGUUGCUGUAUCGUGUCCCGUCGAUUUCACUCUCUCGUCCCUUUCGUUGAGAACGUUCUCGUACGCGUUGAUUGUGUUAUCUCCGAUGAUGAUUCAUCUUCUUCUGAUGAUAAUCGGAGAUUCUCACUUAACGCUUCUUCGAUUUCGGAUGCCGUCGGUGCUGGUGGCUCUUUCUCCGCCUUGUUCCGUCUCGUCUUCGCUCCAAUUUUCAAACCGUUUCAAGCGUUAGGGCAGUUUCUAGGACCGAAACGGUCUUCGUCGUCGUCUUCCUUCGACGCGUCGUUUUCGGCGAUUAACGAUGAAAUCGGCGGUGAGAUCGAGCAAGGCGGCGUUACGCAUCACUCGCCGACGCAGGUUUUGAAAAACUUUAACGAGAUUAGGUUUCUGAGAAUCGAACUCCCGACGGGUGAAUUGGGGAUCGAGGAUGGUAUAUUACUGAAAUGGAGAGCUGAUUUUGGAUCUACGCUUGAUAAUUGUAUGAUCCUCGGCGCAUCUUCUGUGAUUCCAUCGAAUCAAGUCAAGAAUCUUGAGAAUUGUGUUGUUGAUGAAGACAAUGGUAACAUACCUGAGUCGUUCUACACUAAUGGUGGACUUAAGCUGCGUGUAGUUUGGACGAUUAGCUCGUUAAUCGCUGCUUCGGCUCGGCAUUAUCUUCUCCAGCCGAUCAUCACUGAGCACAAGACGUUAGACCGUUUGGUUUUAUCUGAUGCUGAUGGACAAGGUGUUUUGUGCAUGAAUAGAGAACAGCUUGAGGAGCUUAGAGUUACUCCUUUAUCUGCUAGCUCUGCUUCGAAGCGGACGCUUGUGCCUGCAUUGAACAUGAGGCUUUGGUAUGCUCCGCAAUUGGAUUUACCUGAUGGCACGGUUUUGAAAGGUGCGACAUUGGUGGCUAUUAGGCCGAGUGAGUCGAAGAAAGAAGUGUGUGAUGCUUCUUGGUUGUCUGAUGCGUUUGAGGAACCGUAUGGGACUGCGGCGAAGAUGUUGAUCAAGAGGAGGACUUAUUGUCUGGAGAUGAACUCGUUCUGAUUUCGCAUUACGACCGGUUUCAGGUGGUGGGUGUAACCAAAUCCACAUAUAUUGGAGGAUGCUGGAAAGAGUACAGAGAGAGAGAUCACAAAUGUCCUGAAGCUAAAAACCGCAACUCUCUGACUUUUUGACACAUACUGCUUUGCCAGCCAUGUGGACGGAGCGCAUCAAAUCCGCAAGCAUCAGGAGGAUGCCUGAGGGAGUUUCUCUGAAACGGGAAAACGCCGUUGUACAUACACUUGUAAUAGAAGUCUGCGAAUGAGCAAAGAUCAUAUGUGUGUGGUCUGUGUUUAAAAUAGACACAUUACGAUGGGAAUCGCUGUAACACAGAAGGGAUUAUGUUAUAAAAGAGUCUGUAAUAAAUAUUUCUCUUUAUUUCGACACUUGAUGCUCUGUUCUUGAAGGCUUGAAGUUGAAGCUAACACUUUGAUGUUUCUUUGUAA